AUUUGUUCAUACGUCUAGUAUCCAGAAUUGUCAAAAAACCUUUUGUCAUUUGUCAAAAUCCAUACUAACCUCAUUUUUUGCUACCUUAUUUAUUUAAAAAUGUUAAAAACAGUUGCACACCGGCCUUGUUUUGCCUUGACUCGGCACCUAAAAAUUUUGCGUCGUCUUUCCACUGCAGCCCCUGAACCCAAUGGCCAGACUCUCCAGAAAUACGAAACAGCGCGAAAAAACAUAACCGACCUUCGCCGCAUCUACCCCGAGUUUCUCCCAGACCCCAACAUCGAAUUCAGAAACACAAUCCGGGAGAAACUUGAACGCAGUGAUAUGAUUGCUAGACGCGCGAAUAUCGAGAUUCCCGAAUUUUACGUAGGUUCUAUUCUCGCUGUGACAUCAUCGGACCCUCACACGCCUGGCAAGUUUAACCGAUUUGUGGGAAUUUGCAUCAAACGGGAGGGUUGUGGCUUGAGGGCCAACUUUAUCCUUAGAAACGUUAUAGACCAUCAAGGGAUUGAGAUUUUGUACGAAAUGUAUGAUCCUACGAUUAAGAGUAUUGAGGUUUUGAGGCUUGAGAAACGACUAGAUGGGGAACUGUUGUAUUUGAGGGACGCAUUGCCUGAAUACAGCACUUUUGAUCCAAAUAUGGAGAUGGAAAUUUUGCCGGAAGGGGCCCCAGUCCCGGUCAACGAUAUUAAAGUUAAGUUGAAGCCACGGCCGUGGGUGGACCGCUGGGAGAGAAAACAUUUAAAAGGGGUGCAGGAUUUGGAGCUGCCACAGCGGUUUUACGACAAAGCGAAGAAGGUGGAUACUCCAUGGGAGAGAUAUGAUUUAAUGAAACAAUACAUGAGGACGAUUCCAGAAGAAGAGCAACAUGAAAUUUUUUCAGAGUUGCAAACCCACUUGCAUAAAUCUGGUGUUACUCAGAAGGUAAAGAGGAAGAGGACUUUUGUAAAACCAACAAAAUUAGCAUAAAUUUGUUUAUUAAGUCAGAAAAGCCAUUUUAUAGCAACAAAUUAUAUACAAUACAAACAAAUAACAUUCAUGUGCUAAGUA
Molecule: messenger RNA, 1050 nt
Organism: Tribolium madens (black flour beetle)
Lineage: Eukaryota; Metazoa; Arthropoda; Insecta; Coleoptera; Tenebrionidae
Gene: mRpL19
Product: 39S ribosomal protein L19, mitochondrial
Exons: 3
Coding region: 100-969 (289 amino acids)
Biological process (GO): translation
Cellular component (GO): ribosome; mitochondrial large ribosomal subunit
Molecular function (GO): structural constituent of ribosome
Source: RefSeq, a predicted model, not a curated record